AUGUUCGUUCCAUUUGCAUUUUUCGUUCUCUGCAUCCAAGCUUGUUUGGUUCAGGAUGUAUACAGUCAAUGUCUCAACAGGGCUGCCCUUGGAGCUCCACUUGGCCAAGGUUUAGUACCAGGAGUAGGACUAGGCUCGUGUGUGUCUGAAGCUUAUGGGUCCCUGGGACUGACCUCACCAGUUGACUUGGUUGAAGAACAAGGAGCGAGUUACGGUGGUAGUGGAGUGGGAGAGGUUUAUGUGAACGGAUUGUUACCUGUGGAAGGAUACUCAUCCAUCAGUGGCCAGGUCCCUGUCCUGGGUGUGGUGAGGUUUGACGGACCAGUAGCGGCCAGGGGCAGUGUCAGCAUAACAGGAGCCUGUGGCUGCGGAUGUCAACAAGUGCUACCGGCUAAUGUUGUAUGUUGA
Molecule: messenger RNA, 408 nt
Organism: Danaus chrysippus (African queen)
Lineage: Eukaryota; Metazoa; Arthropoda; Insecta; Lepidoptera; Nymphalidae
Source: the annotation of a GenBank genome assembly